Molecule: messenger RNA, 2383 nt
Organism: Spinacia oleracea (spinach)
Lineage: Eukaryota; Viridiplantae; Streptophyta; Magnoliopsida; Caryophyllales; Amaranthaceae
Product: probable polygalacturonase
Exons: 6
Coding region: 495-1847 (450 amino acids)
Biological process (GO): carbohydrate metabolic process
Molecular function (GO): polygalacturonase activity
Source: RefSeq, a predicted model, not a curated record
AAUUAUAUUUAUUAACAAUUUUUUUUUUAUUUGAAGUAUUUUUGUUUUUAACUUUCUUCUCCCCCUCUCUUCUUCUUCCUCCUCUUCAUCUGUCACUCUUAAUGUCCCAUUGAUUAUUUUGUCGUUUACAUAAUCAACACUUCCAUAAUCAUAAUCAUAGAGGGGCAAGGAAAGGUAGUAGAAAAAUAAAAAAUAAUUAAAAAAGUUUUAAUUUUUAUUUUUUACGAUUGAUAAAAAUUACAUCUUUUUUGUUUUUAAUUUUGAAAAAAUUAAUUUAUUUUCUUGCUGUUGUGAAGCAAGAUUUUAUUGUAGGUGUUGUUAGGUCAUUGGUUGUAUUGUGUGUCUAUUGUUGUCUGCUUGAGAGAGGCUGUUUCUCUCUCUACAUUUUCUCUCUCUACCAAUUUUCUCUCUCUUCUUCACUGCACAUUUCCUCCUGCAGAAGCUGUGUCACUACUACAUGAAGAUGCUAGUAAGUGGCAUUGCUUCUGCUAUCGAUGCUUGGCAAUGCAGUCGAAGCACUUGGCGAAGAUAGCAAAGAACAAUGCAAAUUCAAGCCAAAAUUAGACCCGAGACCUCAUAGUGUAUCCAUUGUGGAGUUUGGUGCUAUUGGAGAUGGAAAAACAUUGAAUACAGGGGCGUUUCAGAAUGCCAUUUUCUAUCUCAACUCAUUUGCAGACAAGGGUGGUGCCCAAUUGUAUGUGCCACCAGGGAAGUGGCUUACUGGGAGUUUCAAUCUUACUAGCCAUCUCACCCUUUUCUUGGAGAAAGAUGCUAUUAUCCUUGGAUCUCAGGAUCCAUCCCAUUGGGGAAUCACUGAUCCAUUGCCAUCAUAUGGCCGUGGAAUUGAUAUUCCAGGAAGUAGAUACCGGAGUUUGAUAAAUGGGUAUAAUUUAAACGACGUAGUUAUAACAGGUAAUAAUGGAACAAUUGAUGGUCAAGGAUCAUAUUGGUGGGAUAGUUUUCUCUCCCAUAGCUUAAAUUAUAGCCGCCCUAAUCUUGUGGAAAUUGUGGAGUCGGUUGGUGUAGUGGUGUCAAACUUGACGUUUUUGAAUGCUCCUGCAUACAACAUUCAUCCCGUCUAUUGCAGUCAUGUACUUGUACAAAACAUUUCAGCUUAUGCUCCAUCUUCAUCCCCUUACACAAUUGGCGUUGUGCCAGACUCUACAGAUUACAUGUGUAUCGAGAACAGUAACAUAAGCAUGGGUUACGAUGCCAUCACUCUCAAAAGUGGGUGGGACGAGCAUGGUAUAAAAUAUGGUAGGCCGACUUCUUAUGUUCAUAUCAAACAAGUCAACCUUGAAGCAUCAACAGGUUCAGCCGUGGCAUUUGGCAGUGAGAUGUCUGGUGGAAUUUCUCAUGUUCUAGUCGAACAACUGCAAAUAAAAAACUCGUUAUCAGGUAUCGUCUUCAGAACUGGUGUAGGAAGAGGGGGAUACAUUCAGAACAUAGAAGUUUCAUCUGUUGAAAUGGAAAACAUUCACACCGCGUUUAAUGCUAGUGGUCAAUUUGAAUCUCACCCGGACAAGGAAUAUGACCCAAAUGCCCUCCCCAUUCUGGAUCAAAUUACAAUUGAUCAGGUUUUUGGAGUAAAUAUUACAGUUGCUGGUAGCUUCACCGGUAUCAAGAAUUCACCCUUUGAGUUUACAUUGUCUGAAAUCUCUUUAGAGUUGAAUUCAGCUUCAUCAUCAUCACCAUCUUCUGCUUGGGUAUGUUCAGAUGUUGUUGGAUCUUCGAAGAGUGUUUUUCCCGAGCCUUGUCCCGAGCUAAAGAGCUCGUCCUAUUCAAAUUCUUUCUCUUCAUCCUCCAUUGCCACCCUAACUUCGGAAGGUUUGGCUUCACAUAUAUAAUCAAAUCCCUGAUCGAUGCCAGGGAAAACGGGAAAGAGUUGGGAUUCUUUGAUGUUCUUCAUUAUAUUUGCUUCUCCACAAGCAUCAAUAGCAUAGAUUCUUUCCAAUAAGCUCAUAAAGUAUAUUUUUAAUUUCAUUAUUCAUCUUGUUGCAUUCUUGCAUAUUACUACAAAAAAAAAAAAGAAAAAAAAAGAACAAUAUCCUGCAUAUUAGUGUACAGCUUCAUUUCUUCAUUCUUGUGUAAGCAAAUUUUUGGUAGUGGUGACAGAAAGUAUCAAGAAAAAGUGCAAUGCUGUGUAUUUUAUUUUUCUUUUUUUGCAUUAUUAUUACAUGUUAAUGUUUUUUUUUUCCGGUGCGAAUGAGUCACAGAGGCAAUGUUAAUGUUCUUUUUGUUUUCAAUUUUUUUUUUUAAUUGUUUUCUUUUCUUUUUGGCAUUUGUAUUUAUCAUUUGGUUGUAAUUUGUAAAUCAUCUUUUAUGAUGUUAGGUGAUACAAAGACUUUAAUUUAUUUAUUUUAAUUAUAAAUUAUUUAUUUUA